This is a messenger RNA of Iphiclides podalirius (scarce swallowtail), 330 nucleotides long. Lineage: Eukaryota; Metazoa; Arthropoda; Insecta; Lepidoptera; Papilionidae. The record is from the annotation of a GenBank genome assembly.
AUGAGCUCUAUUUAUUACAUCGGCGUCGUGGUAAGUUACAUUGCUUCCUUCCUGGAGCGCGUCGCCCCCCCUCCCCGCCCCUGCGCGCCUCAUUCCCCGCCCACGCCCGCGCCCCAGAGCCGUCCUUCGUGUAAACAGCUGUAUUUGAAGCGGAGUCCGCCAUCCGAUAGCGAUCGCGGCUGCGCUCAUAAAUCGUACGCUAACCUGUUGAAACACGCCGAUAAGCAAACAAGCGGGCGAAAGUUGGCAGACUCUUAUCAGCCGACAUCGAGAGCUAUUGACACCGUUCGCCCCCAGGGAACCGGCGCCGGCCGCUCGGCUCAUGUACAC